AUGGCUGAAAAACGAAAAUUAGCUGAAAUGGAUACACAAUAUAAUAACGGUCAUUCGAAUGAUAUGAAAUCUGUGUUACAAGUUCAAAACGGCGAUAAUAAAAAAUCUCCUUCAAAAAUGUUUGAUGAACCACCAAAAAAACGAUUAAAAAGUGCUGAAACACCAAAUGACGAGGAAAUGAUAAAUUUAAUUUCGUUGUCUACAUGUGAUCAUGAAGAUGAAAGUAAUCAAGAGAAUAUUGUAGAUAAGCAAAUUGAACAAGAAGAAAAAGCAGCUGAUAAUAUAGUUAUUAAAGAUCUUAUGGGUUCAGUUAAACCAGAAUCAAAUAAAAAAAUGAGUGAUGAAGAACGACGUGAACUUUAUGAUAAUGUUUAUUCAAAAUUACUGACACUUCUUGAACGUUGUCAAAAAUAUGUUCAUCAUCUUAAUACAAAAGUUAAACAAUCACUUGCUGAACAUCAACAUAAUAAAAAAAUCAAGAAUGAAUCCAAAGAUGAACAAACAACAUCAGCUGAAGAUGAUAUGAAACGAACUGGUUUAUUACAAAAAUAUUAUGAAAUGUCUGAUAAAGAUAUUCACGCUCGACAACCAAAAUUAUUUAUUGGGUCACUUAAACCUUAUCAAUUAGCUGGUCUUGAGUGGUUACGAACAUUACAUGAAGUUGGUCUUAAUGGAAUUUUAGCUGAUGAAAUGGGUCUUGGUAAAACUGUUCAAGUCAUUGCAUUUAUUUGCAGUUUAGUUCAAGAUAGUGCACCUGGUCCAUUUCUUGUUGUUGCACCACUUUCAACACUUACUAAUUGGUGUACUGAAUUUGCUCGAUUUGCACCUAAUAUAACCUGUAUGGUCUAUCACGGCAAUAAAGAAAAAUUAGCUGAACUUCAACAAGAGCUCAAGCAAUAUCGUCAAACAAAAAAAUCAGCACCUAUUGUUAUUAUUACAGCCUAUCAUGUUAUUAUAAGUAGCAAAGCAUUUUUCAAACGAGAACAAUGGCCAUUAUUAGUUAUUGAUGAAGGCCAUCGAUUAAAAAAUCCCAAAUGUCAAUUAAUGGUUAUGCUUCGACGUAUACAAACAGGUAGUCGAUUUUUAUUGACUGGUACACCUGUUCAAAAUAAUAUGAGUGAAAUGUGGUCAUUAAUGAAUUUUCUUUUACCUGAAAUAUUUGAUGAACCAGAAGUGUUUGAACGUUAUUUUGAAAUUGAUACAAUAAGUAAUUCAAAUAUGAGUUUUAAAGAAGAACAAGAACGAUCAGUUUUAUCAAUAUUUCAUCAAAUUCUUAUUCCAUUUAUUUUACGACGUCGAAAAGCUGAUGUCAAUUUAUAUUUACCACCUAAAAAAGAAGUUACUGUAUAUACAAAAAUGACUAGUCUUCAAGUUCAAUGGUAUAAUAAACUGGUCGAUGAAAUUGUUCGUCGUUAUAUAAAUGAUCGAAAAAAAGAUGAAUUUGUCAAAGUAUUUGAUGAUGACGUACGAUUGAGAAGUCAACGUAAACAUGAUGAUACUCCAUUAGAACACAAAGAUGAUGUUAUAGCGAAGAAGAUUACAGGUCGAAGUGUAACUUUUCCACUUCUUCGUGCUUGUACACAUCCAUAUUUACUUGAUGCACCACGAGAUGAAAAUGGAGAAAUUCUUGUCAAUGAAGAAUUAAUAACAAGUAGUGGAAAAUUUAUUUUAUUGGAUAAAAUGCUUGGAAAAUUAAAUAAAACUGGUCAUAAAGUAUUAAUCUUUUCAACAUUAGUUAUUUUUCUUGAUUUACUUGAAGCAAUGUGUGAACAUCGAAAUUAUGGUUAUACAAGACUUGAUGGAUGUACAAGUUUUGAAGAACGAAUCGAUGCUAUUACAACAUUCAAUAAAGAACCAGAUGUUUUUAUUUUUUUAAUUAGUACAAGAGCUGGUGGUUUAGGUUUAAAUUUAAUGGCAGCUGAUACGGUUAUACUGUUCAAUUCAGAUUGGAAUCCAAUGAUUGAUAUUCAAGCACAAGAUCGUGCUCAUCGUAUAGGUCAAACCAAACCGGUUAUUGUUUAUCGAUUUCUUGUUCGUAAUACUAUUGAUGAACGAGUAUAUAAACGUGCUUGUUCAAAACAAGUUAUGGAGAAAUUAAUUGUUCAUGAUGAACUUAAACAAGGUUUUGAUGCAUAUGAUACAGUUUUGUCGUUUGAUCCUCAAGGUGAACAAGCUAAAUCAGUUAAUUUAGCUGAAUUAGUUGAAGGUAUAACAAAAAUCGAUCAACGAUUAAUUAUUACCGAAAAUGAUGUUAUAUCAGAUGAACAUAUUGAACGAUUAUUAGAUCGAUCUGAUUUGAUUGAAAAAAUGAAGGAACAACAAGAACAACAAGAAAAAGAAUUAAAGAAAAAAAUUUUGAUGCAAUAA
Adineta steineri is the source of this 2367-nucleotide messenger RNA. The record is from the annotation of a GenBank genome assembly. NCBI's taxonomy places the organism in Eukaryota, Metazoa, Rotifera, Eurotatoria, Adinetida, Adinetidae.